UCCUAAGAGUUUAGAGUGUACAUUCUAUCCAGGAAAAUCAAGCAUUAGGAAUACCAUUUCCUAAGAGUUUAUAGUGUACAUUCUAUCCAGUAAAAUUAAGCAUUAGGAAUACCAUUUCCUAAGAGUUUAUAGUGUACAUUCUAUCCAGUAAAAUUAAGCAUUAGGAAUACCAUGUCCUAAGAGUUUAUAGUGUACAUUCUAUUAUGUGUAAGGAAACUUUGUUUGUCUGACUUCCCUUAUCAUGUGUAUCAUGUUAUACAAAUAACAGGUAAAGAUGAUCUAGUCUUGAAUCCCUCCUAAAAAACUGGAAUGUUAGUUCUGCAAGAAACUUAGUGUGGAUAUAUACAUUUCAUGCCAGGAAGUAUUUACUAUCUGUAUAUAAUACUUGGCUUUGAUAAAUUAUAGGACCGCUGCUAGACAUAGACACUGAGAAUGGAAAAUAGAAUUGGCCUGGAGGGGCAAUCAUCAUCAUGUAAGAUAGUGAAAAUACUUGGAUCACAGAGUAAUGUACACGGAGUAUCAAAGAUCGCAAAAGCUCGCUCUACACCACGUAGAAUAUUCUGGAUUAUUUUGGUGGUGCUGGCAUUUAUAACUGCUACAUUUCAAAUUGUAUCCGUUGUUAAGAAGUAUGUCACGUAUCCAGUUGUUGAAGUCGUCAACAAAUCAAGAAAGACACAGGUUGCUUUUCCAGCACUUACUUUAUGUAACACAAAUCCAACCUCAAUGAUGAAGAUCAAUCAAGUAAUUUUAAACAACACAGACAUACUGGCUUUGUUUCAAUUCAUACAAACUGCAAAUGUUGGCGAAAUAAAGACAAAACUCCAAUCUCAUCAAGCAUUUUACGAAAAUUUUCCCAUGGUUGAUAUUGGGCACAGUUUUGAUGACCUAGUUUUAAGCUGCCGGUUUAAUAAUGCAGACUGUGGAAUACAAAAUUUUUCCCGCCAUUUUGACGGGACAACCUAUUUCAACUGUUUCACAUUUACAGGAAAUACUAAUCAAAUGCAAGCAGGAAUAGAUCAUGGUCUAUCAUUGAUUCUCUCUACUGGAGACAGAUCUCCUCAACAACCUGGCAGCUAUGGAAUCUAUGACAUAACCAACCCUUCUUCUUAUGGGCUUGGCAUACGUGCCCAGAUUAAUUCUCCCGACACACCUCCAACACCAAUUUAUCAAGGUUUUGGUGUUCCACCAGGCUAUUCACUUAAUGUAGGACUGACAGCAAGUCUUCACACUACACUUCCUUUUCCUUAUGGUGAAUGCUCAACAAGCAAAAAUCAGACAGACAAAAAUGCUGUAAUCAUAUGUUUACAACAAUGUCAACAAGAUAUUCUGAUUAAAAAAUGUGGCUGCAAGACAUCAGCUUUACCAGAUGCUCACAACUCAAAUAUUCCUUUCUGUUUGAAUAUUAAGAACUGGAGAAGUCAACCUGACCUCUUCCAAGGCAAGGAUGAAGUUCAUUUAGAAAUGAUUGAAUGUAAAAGACAAGUCAUGAAAGAAAUAACUAACGACAGAAGCUAUGAAGAUCAUUGUGAGUGUUAUGAACCAUGCAUGGAAACUUCGUAUGAUCAGUCUAUUUCAAUGUCAUACUGGCCGGAGGAAUUCUACCAAUUCAGUCUCCUUGAAACAUUGUCUAUGAAGGCAAAACAUUCGUCUGAACUAGUUAAAGAAGCCUUUGAUACACUUAAUUCAACUUUACAGAAGUAUACUGAUUAUUUAUCACAAGGUAUUGAAGUUGAGUAUGAUAUAAAUGACCAAAUAAAACUGGCAAGAGCGUCGAAAAUUAUUCGUCAAAACUUCAUGCGUCUGAAUGUGUAUUUUCAAGACUUGCGUGUUACUGAAUAUACCAAAAUACCAACAUACAGUAUGGCCAGUUUAUUGUCAGAUAUUGGCAGUGUAAUGAUUCUGUGGCUGGGAUUCUCUAUGCUUUCAUUCAUAGAAAUGUUUGAGCUUAUUAUGGUACUCAUAAUGCAUUUGUUCAGAUCACACUUGUACAUAUUAGGAAAUAAAAGUGGAUGAACUUGUACAAAGUAAAUCAUACCCAUAAAAGUGACUGAGAUUAUCCAUUAAGGAAAAUUUUUUUAAAGGGUCUGAACUGAAUGAAAAAGGUGACUCAAAUAUGUACAUUGUACAUAACACUAGAAAAAAGGAGCUGAUCCUGUACAUAAUGUGGAAAAUAAGAUUGGCUCAACUUGUACAUGAUGUCCGAUUAAAAUUAACUGAGAAAAAACAAUAUGAAAUGGAAAAAAAAUGGAGAAAAAAAAUCAUGAACAGUAUUCUAGCAAUAUUGUGCCUGUCCUUCCUUACCUGGGACUACUUCUACAGACUUUUGAAGGAUAGUGCCAAAUAGUGUCAUCACCAAUUCAAAAGAAUACUUAAAUUUUUUAGGUCACACAGACAGUGUUUACCCUUUACUUUGACACUUAAAAAAAGCGAGUAAUCUUUGCCACCAGUAUACAUACAUUCAAAUAUUGGGCCACAGACCCAAUGGAAAAAAAAAAUCCUUUUUCUUUCCCUAAUUCUCUGUUAGAAAUUCAAAUAAUAAACUUUUGAAACUAAAA
Molecule: messenger RNA, 2555 nt
Organism: Ruditapes philippinarum (Manila clam)
Lineage: Eukaryota; Metazoa; Mollusca; Bivalvia; Venerida; Veneridae
Product: FMRFamide-activated amiloride-sensitive sodium channel-like
Exons: 2
Coding region: 433-2013 (526 amino acids)
Biological process (GO): sodium ion transmembrane transport
Cellular component (GO): membrane
Molecular function (GO): ligand-gated sodium channel activity
Source: RefSeq, a predicted model, not a curated record